This is a messenger RNA of Mytilus trossulus (common blue mussel), 1536 nucleotides long. RefSeq names its product lactoylglutathione lyase-like. The record is from RefSeq and is a predicted model, not a curated record. The coding region runs from base 97 to 618 and encodes 173 amino acids. The transcript is spliced from 6 exons. Gene Ontology annotation, molecular function: metal ion binding; lactoylglutathione lyase activity. Lineage: Eukaryota; Metazoa; Mollusca; Bivalvia; Mytilida; Mytilidae.
GUUUUGUUAGGUUUUUUUUCCUGAAACAAUAUUAUUUUGGUGUUGCACUUCAGUCUGACUUGUCAGUUGCAUCCUUCGAAAUAAACACUUUAGACAAUGGCACUUUCCAAUGAAGAAGUGGCAAAAGCGUGCAUGGAGCCUGACGAAUCAACCAAGGAGUUCUUUUUUCAACAGACAAUGAUGAGGAUAAAGGAUCCUAAAAAAUCCUUAGAGUUUUACACUAAUGUCAUGGGAAUGAGGUUAUUAAAGAAGUUGGAUUUUCCAGCUAUGACAUUCUCAUUGUAUUUUAUGGGUUAUGAUCAACCAGAAAACAUCCCUACUGAUGAAAAAGAGAGGACUCGAUAUUGUUUCUCACAGAAAGCAACAUUAGAGUUAACUCACAACUGGGGAACAGAAAAAGAUGACAGUCAUUAUCAUAAUGGAAACAGUGAUCCUAGAGGGUUUGGUCAUAUUGGAAUGGUUGUACCAGAUGUAGACAAAGCUUGUGAAAGAUUUGAAAAACUUGGUGUAGAAUUUGUCAAGAAACCUAAUGAUGGUAAGAUGAAAGGGCUUGCAUUCAUUAAAGAUCCUGAUGGUUAUUGGAUAGAAAUCCUCAAUCCAAACAACAUGGCCCAAUAGACAAUUGCCAUGUUAACAUUAAUUACCAUUGAUCAUGUAACAAUUACAAUGUGACAAUCUACAAUUCUUGACAUGCAUCCGUCAUUUAUAAGUUUUCUACUAUAAAUAUUAUACAUGUAAUCAGAGCUUUAAAGGUCUUAUAGUAAACGAAAUUAAAUUAUGUCUGAGCUGACAUAAUAUUCUGUUAAUAAUUGUUUUGUGUGUGUCCCCAUAGAAAUUAAUAUAUUCUUGUGCCAUUUUUACACAUUAAUGAAUACUUGGAUUAUGGGAUACUAUUUACACUUGUUAAUAUAUUAUUAUGACAUUAUAUAGUGGUCAGGGAUUUUUUGCUUAGUUUUAUCAAUGCUUUUGAGAACACAAGACUACUAUUUGUAGAAUGAAGAGUUGUUUAUAUGUAUGGAAUGUUCAAUACCUCAAUUUUUUCCGAGUCAAAAUGUUUAUGUUGCCUGGGUUUUUUUUUAUGGAUAAUGUAUACAGGCAUGGUGCUAAGGUAACUGUCUUGUUAUUCUUAAGUUUAUCAGUAUAAAAGGAACUAGUUGAUGAAAAGAACACUUCUUAAUAAAUGUACAUUCAUUCAUAUCUGUUAUUUCUCAGAAAUGAGACUCUUCUACAUAAACCUAAAUACAUUUUUUUGGUGGGGUCACUUUAACCAUUCUGGAGUUAUGCCCCUUUAUAAAUGAAAAAAAAAGCAAAUUUUUAGUUUCUGUUCACUCAACUUAGUACCAAAUAUUAUGAAACUUAUACACGAUGCUUAUUACCACACAGAUCAAGUUGAAUUUUGGUGGCGUCACUUUAACCAUUAUCCAAAUACGUCCCUUAAUAAAUUGAAAAAUUGCCAAAUUGUUAGUUUCUGUUUUGUAACUUAAGUUUGCCCCAACCAAAUGUUAUGAAACCUAUACACAUUCCAAUUACCACAAA